Syngnathoides biaculeatus (alligator pipefish) is the source of this 5316-nucleotide messenger RNA. RefSeq names its product ERGIC and golgi 2 (gene ergic2). Gene Ontology annotation, cellular component: endoplasmic reticulum; COPII-coated ER to Golgi transport vesicle; membrane. Lineage: Eukaryota; Metazoa; Chordata; Actinopteri; Syngnathiformes; Syngnathidae. The record is from RefSeq and is a predicted model, not a curated record. The transcript is spliced from 13 exons. Bases 330 to 1475 code for a protein of 381 amino acids. Gene Ontology annotation, biological process: retrograde vesicle-mediated transport, Golgi to endoplasmic reticulum; endoplasmic reticulum to Golgi vesicle-mediated transport.
CGUCAAAACGUUUUCCUUUUUCGUCUCAAAACCGGAUUCCCAACUACCGGUACGCUCUCCUCCAUUUCCUGCUCCUCAUUUUUAAUUUUACGAUUCAUUUUGAAUUCGAUUUUUAUGGUGUACCUCGCUGAAAGCCCUCAAUCCUAUAACAGUCGACCAUUUUCCACCAAAACCAUGUCUAUAUUCUCUUUAGCCGGCUAGCCUAGCAAGCUAGCAGCUGUCAUGUUGCUAAACGUCAGCACGUCAACUUGACCAAACAACAACAAAAAAAAAAAAAAACAGGCAAAAGUCAUCUGACGACAUUCAUUCAGUGCCGAAGUUCCGCCAAGAUGAGGAGACUGAACAAAAAGAAAGCGUUGACGCUGGUCAAGGAACUGGACGCCUUCCCCAAAGUCCCCGAGAGCUACGUGGAGUCGUCAGCCAGCGGCGGCACAGUGUCCCUGAUUGCGUUCAGCGCCAUGGCCGCGCUCGCCUUCUUGGAAUUUUUUGUCUACAGGGACACGUGGAUGAAAUACGAGUACGAGGUCGAUAAAGACUUCAGCAGCAAACUGAGGAUAAACAUCGACAUCACCGUCGCCAUGAGAUGCCAGCACAUUGGCGCCGAUGUUCUGGAUCUGGCAGAGACCAUGGUUGCUUCCGAUGGGCUAAAAUACCAGCCGGUCAACUUUGAACUGUCGCCACAGCAAAAAAUAUGGCACAUGACUCUUCUUCACAUCCAGGAGCGUCUGCGAGUGGAGCACUCGCUGCAGGACUUGAUCUUCAAGACCGCCGUGAAAGGAUCUCCGCCUGCGCAGUCCCGAAGCACGGACAGCAGCACGUCUCUAACCGCCUGCCGCAUUCACGGACAUUUGUACGUCAACAAGGUGGCCGGGAACUUCCACAUCACAGUUGGAAAGUCCAUCCCUCAUCCACGAGGCCACGCCCACCUAGCAGCUCUUGUCAGCCAUGACAGUUUUAACUUUUCCCACCGCAUCGACCACUUAUCGUUCGGAGAAGACAUCCCGGGCGUCAUCAGCACCUUGGACGGCACAGAAAAAGUCACCGGCGACUCCAAUCACAUGUUUCAGUACUUCAUCACCAUCGUCCCCACCAAACUGAACACGUACAAAGUGGCGGCCGACACGCAUCAGUACUCGGUCACCGAGCGGGAACGCGCCAUCAACCACGCGGCGGGCAGCCACGGCAUCUCGGGAAUCUUCAUGAAGUACGACAUCAGCUCUCUGAUGGUGAAAGUGAGCGAGCAGCACAUGCCGCUAUGGAAGUUUCUGGUGCGUCUGUGUGGCAUCGUCGGAGGCAUCUUCUCCACCACAGGGAUGGUGCACAGCGCGGUGGGCUUCCUCGUGGACGUGGUCUGCUGUCGCCUCCAAAUGGGAAUCUACAAAACCGUCAAGGAGGAAAACCCGGCGAAUCCGCAGCAGGCAAAGGAGCAUGUGGCGCCCCCUGCUGACACCGAUUUCACUCAGACGGUCGGCUGACAUCGCGUCGCUCGUUUGCACUUUUCGGUGAGAAUUCAGCCCACGACUGGGAUAUCAAAUAAAUGCUCACGGGCCAGGAAAGACUUUGCAAAAAAAAAAAAAAAAAAUCAAUAUUUUGCUCUAUUUUAUGGAGCAGCUGGUAGAAAAAAAAAGAUCACACUAAAGCCAAACAUUAAAUUGUAACCAUAAAAAAAAGAGCCACACAAAAGGUGCCUAUGUGUAAAUGUUUAUUAAAUAAAAUCCCACCACUCAAUUCCUCCUCGCCUUUUCCGUCGUACACGAUCAAGUCCUAGCGUCCCACACAACAUGUCCAGAGUUCAUUUGACAAUAUUUCACAAUAUCUUUCAGUAAACAAGUUUUUUUUUUCAGGGGGUGUUUUUUUUCUUAGCAAAAUGUAAUCUAUCCGUACUGUCGCAUUUCAUAAAAAUAGUUGUUCAUGUCUUUGAAACUACAGUAUCAAGGAUACAGUAAACGAUAUUUGUAGGAAUACAGCUGUACAAGGUGAAGAGUACUCGGUUAAUACUACACAAGUAAACAUGACGGGGAUGUGUCGUCGUUCUUCACAAAGAGUUAGGACCUUUUUUUUUUUUUUUUUUUUAAUUUUUUAUGCCGGAUACAAAAUGAAUCACAGCAGGCAGGACGGGUGCGUGAGCGAAGAUGGACAACGUCUGAUUAUGGACUUCAUUUCAAACCUUCAUAAUUAAAAAUACUCCUCAAGAUGUCCAUCAGUUUGAAGUCAGUGUGAGACUUGCGUUGAUAUUAAGAGUCGCUGUCAGCCAAAAGUCCAAAUUUCACAUUUUUUUUUUUUUCACAAAACAAAUCAGUCAUCAUGUGUGUCUGUAUUAUUAUUAUAUAUAUAUAUAUAUUUUUUUUUACAACAUACGUGUCAGUCUUUGGCGACUUUUUGGCUUUGACUUGCGAGAAUAUUUUAGGAAAAAUUCGUCAUAAUAUCAAAACUUUACGCGCAGGAGUGUCAAACUUUUCUUUUUGUCACAAGCCACACUGUAGUUACGCUUUUCCCGCAAGGGGUAGUUAAAAAAUGCUUUAUUAUUACACAAAUUGAUGGGUAAAUAGUUUUCAGAUCAGAUGUCAGGAUAAUAGGUUGUUAUUGUUCAAGUUACUGUAAAAAGGGCUUUGCUAACAAAAAAAAAAUGCUUUUGCAAUGUCUCAACAUUUACUGCAUGAUAAUCGAAAUAUUUUGCUACAGAUUUUAGCAAGGCUCACGGACGUUGACGAGAUUUUCUUUCACGGGCCGUGUAAAAUGUGGCGGUGAGCCGGAUCUGGCCCCUGAGCCUCAAGUUUGACACCUCCUGGAAGGUGUGUGAUGCCUCUCCGAGUUGAAGUAUCAAAGAAAAUUAAUCACACGUGCAUUUAAAACAGUUAACAUUUAAAAGUUAAUGCUGACAAAGCAAAAACGCCAUAGAUAGGCUAACCAAUAGCAUCUUACGUUCUGUUGUUGUAACGCUUUAACAAAUGUAUAUUGAACAAACGGUGGUGCAACAAGUAGACAGACAGAUGUAACAAAACGUACGGGCAUAUAUCGGUUAAAAAUGUUCCUGGAGCUUACUGAGUGACUUACAGUAGUUGUGAAACUCUUUUAAGUCUACAUGACUGUAUUGCACUGCCACCUGAUGGCACAGUUGGACCACAACAAGGAAGUCCCGUGAAGAAAACAGGAUCCACAAUCCGUUUUGAUUCUUUACUUUCUAUGUACGUUCUUAUAAAGCAUGAUAUUACACUACUUUCGUUAUUAAAAACUGUACAAAUAUUUAGUUUUUUAUGGGGGUAAUGGCAUUUCCAUUCAUUUGAAUGGGGAGAGAUGAUUUGAGAUAUAGUUAAUACCCCCCCAAAAAAUGUUUUUUUAUUUAAUUAGUUCACGCACGACAGCGACGACACAGAACUUAGAGCGGUUCUAAUACUCUCUCACAAAGUUAAAUAAUUUUGGGGUUUGGAGCCAAUUAAAAAAAAAAAGUUUCAUAAACUAGAGAACAUGUCAAAAUUGUAACUGGAACUGGAAUCGUAAUUGGUAUCUCCGUAGGGUCAGGCCAUCGCUGGUGUGACCGUACGAAUGUUUUACGUUUUGCCAAAAUGACAUUUGAAGUUGCUCCACACGUAAACGAACAACCUUGUUGAGGGAAAAAAAAACGCAAAAAACGCGGCUGGGUUUUUUCUGCUUUUGGGUUGUGACGAAAUGUUGAGGAAAAAAAACUCAACAAAGGCGAUUAAAAAAUUAUGCUGCCAUUUCAAAAAUGGAAACGGUCGGUUUCCAGGUUAAGCGGUUGGAAAUAUGUCCCCAAAAUAUGUUGCAGCGCAUUUUGAAUUAUUUUGCAUAAUUAGGAGAACUGGCCCAGUGUUAGUGUUUCAAUCUUGGGAUCGUGUAAUACAUGAAAGAAUUAAGUACAGUUGUCGUUUUUUUUUUUUUUUUUUUUAUAUAUAAAAUUGAGGUAUUUUUUCCUUAACUUUGUCUAAUGCAUUUUUUCAAAUUGAAUCAUUAAGUCCAGUUUUCUUUUUUUCAUAUCACAGUUGAACUUGAACCGGAUCCGGCAUAUUCUUGUCACUUUUGUGUGACAACAAUAAAUUUAAAAAAGCAAAACCUGCUUGUUAGCGCAACACUUUCUCUCUUUGUGUUGUGGUACUGUGAAGGGGGAGGGGGGGGGGGGGUUAAAUGUUAUUUUUAGCUAAUCAUGGCAACAUUAAUAUUCAGUUGAUAGUGUGCCCAAUGACUAUAAAUAUGACAAUAUUACUAUAAAAACUACUUUGUUGACAGUCAUGAUUUACUUCGGACCCUUUUCAAAUACUUUUUGGCACGCUUAUCAUUUUUUUAUGAAUUCUGACAUAGACUUUGACCUGCUACCUAUCGUACUUUUGCAUCUCCGAUUAUGAUUAUGACCAGCAGCGAUGCUACAGACCAACCGUUGAGGGGCGCCACCUGCUGCCCCCCAUGCGUUGGUUUUGAGCAAGGCACUCGGCCUCCUCCUCGUCUUCCUCAUACUGAUGCCCCCCUCCCACAGUGAUGUGGUACACGUAGCACAGUUAAAAGGCUUUUAGGACUGGACUGGAGCGAUGAAGCGGUUUUUCUUUUCUUUUUUUCCCCACCUUGUUUUUAGAGCACUUAAUGAAGAUGUUUGGAAAGGCGUUUGAGGAUUUUCAUGUCCUUGAUAUGCGGCUAAAAGGUCCCAUAUUUUCGAGAGUCUCUAACAUGGACUUUGGUGGACUGAGUAUAAAAGUGUCAGUUUCAUGUGAAAAAUAAACCCAAAACAAAACAAAACAAAACACCUUGUUUUGUUACGAGUGUCCAGAAAAGUCCCCCCCCCCCCCCCCGACAGCUGCUUCUGUUUGACCCAGUUUUGUAUCCGCUUUGACCAUAUUUGGCAAACACUCUGAUUGGUCGGAGUACUCGUUUGCGAUGUUGCGGAAAGGAAGGCGUAGAUCUUUGCUAGUGACCUAGAUAAGCUUGAGAAGUUCGGAUGAGCCGAUUAUGGGAAGAAAAAUGCAUUUUUUUUUUACUUUAUUUUGAUUGCAAUUCAUGUGUCACAAUCUCACCGUGGGACCAUGGAGUCAAUUUUACGUCCCCAAUAAUAGAAAACAGUUUUUGGGUAAAAAAAAAAAAAAAUGGCACCUUUAAGAUGCUAGUGAGGACAAAGAGCAUACUAGUACAUAGAUCCUUUGCGUCGCAUAUCAAGGAUAUGGUGGUGGGGUAUAAUAGCUGAAAUGGCUUCCCAUAAAUAUGACGACACUGCACAACGGUUGACGGAUGCCUGCGUACAGAACUCGGUGUACUAGUGGGAUUUCUUUUUCUUCAUCUGCAGUCGCUAGUUUAUAAAAAAAAAAAAAAGAAAAA